Messenger RNA from Oenanthe melanoleuca, 1987 nucleotides. Its product is annotated as hydroxyacylglutathione hydrolase, mitochondrial. Lineage: Eukaryota; Metazoa; Chordata; Aves; Passeriformes; Muscicapidae. The transcript is spliced from 9 exons. The coding region runs from base 1 to 1062 and encodes 353 amino acids. Gene Ontology annotation, cellular component: mitochondrion. The record is from RefSeq and is a predicted model, not a curated record. Gene Ontology annotation, molecular function: hydroxyacylglutathione hydrolase activity. Gene Ontology annotation, biological process: glutathione metabolic process.
AUGUUCCUGCCCCACUCCCAAAACCGGGACAGCUGCUUGGAGCUGGCCAUGACCGCCCUUGCCGCGUCCUUGCACGGCGCUGCCGCUCCCGCGGCUCCUCCCCCGCGGGCUGAGGGCCGGGCCGGGGCCGGGCGGGCUCAGCGCCGCCCCCGCGCACGCCGGGCCGGGCCGGGCCGGGCCCCUCCCGGGCCGGGCAGCCAAGGUCCAGCACAGCUGCGAGCUAAAUUCCUGCACACGGAGCACGAGCUGAGGGAGGCCAAGACAGUGAGCCAGGCCAACAUGAAGGUGGAAAUCCUGCCAGCCCUCACUGACAACUACAUGUACCUGCUGAUCGACCAGGACACCAGGGAGGCUGCCAUAGUUGACCCUGUGCAGCCCCAGAAGGUUUUGGAUGCAGUCAAAAAGCAUGGUGUGAAGCUGACCACUGUCCUGACCACCCACCACCACUGGGACCAUGCUGGAGGCAAUGAGAAGCUGGUGAAGAUGGAGCCAGGGCUGCACGUGUAUGGGGGGGACAGCAGGGUGGGGGCCCUGACACAGAGAGUGUCCCACCUGACAGCCCUCAAGGUGGGAUCUCUAAAUGUGAAAUGCCUCAGUACGCCGUGUCACACCUCGGGCCACAUCUGUUAUUAUGUGACUAAGCCAAAUAGCUCCGAGCCACCUGCAGUUUUUACAGGUGACACCCUGUUUGUGGCUGGCUGUGGCAAGUUCUUCGAGGGCACCCCGGACGAGAUGUACAAGGCACUGAUCGAGAUCUUGGGCAGCCUGGACCCCCAAACGAGAGUUUACUGUGGCCACGAGUACACCAUCAACAAUCUCAAGUUUGCUCGGCACGUGGAGCCCAGUAACCCCAGCAUCCAGGAGAAACUGGCCUGGGCCAAGGCCCAGUAUGACAGAGGAGAGCCCACCAUCCCCUCCACUAUUGCUGAGGAGUUCACCUACAACCCCUUCAUGAGAGUGAGGGAGAAGUCAGUCCAGGACCACGCUGGGGAGACCGACCCAGUCCGGACCAUGGGGGCCAUCAGGAAGGAGAAGGACAACUUCAGAGUGCCCAAGGACUGAGCACUGCCUGCACCACUUUAAUGUCACUUCAAGUGUCACUUAGACCAUUCAGAUGUUUAGGAGUCAAAUCUUCUUCUGUUGUGGUUGAAACAGGUUUUAUUUAGGUUUUUAUUUUGUCUUAAUUAAGGAAAAAAAAAAGCACUUUGCCCUUGUUGAGAUGUUCUACAGCAUAUUUAUAUGAUGAUGAAGAAUAUUUAUCCUCCUCUUGCUGUCUCUCAAGCUGUCAUGUGUCACCUGCAGAUCAUUGUGCAAGUGUUGGUGUGGGCAGGAUCAAACCUGGAGGCUUAGGAAGGAGCUCCUGUCAUUUUUGUCAUUUGGAGCCUGCUGUGGAUGCAGGAGGUGGGACUGAGAUGUCUUUGUUUAAAGCAGAGACCAAAUGCAGGAGCUGAAAAUUUCAAUGUUUCUUCCAUGCUGCUACUUCAGCAUUCUGAGUGUCGCUUCUGGCUCCACUGAAAGCGGUUCCAGGGACAGCCCAGCUGUGCCAGUGCUGCUUCAGGGUGGCAUUUGGGCUGCUCUGGCUCUGCCUGUGGCUCUGGGCCCCUCCAGCUUCUCUCCUGUCCCUGGCAUGGGCAGCAGGGACAUCCCCAGGCAUUGCUGUGCUUGCACCCUUUGAGUCCUGUUGCAUGAAGCUGCUCUUCCCUGUGCCCUGUGUGUGACCUGUGCCAGCCCCAAACCAGCCAGGGAUUUGUUUGGUGCCUCAGGGUGCAGCAGCAGCCACUCCUGGUGAGUGACUGUCCCCAGGUGAGCAGGCAUGUGGUGUGGCUGGCACCAGGUCUGGAUUUGCUUUCAAAUGCUGAAUUUUCUGGAGUUCAGAAAGAAAAGUGGUGCCUAAAGCUGUGGUGUCUCCUGGAAAGCUGUGCUGCCACACCAGAGUGAUUGUCCUGAGGGCUGGGCAGAGGGGAAAUAAAGAACGGCUGGAAACAGA